Penicillium waksmanii is the source of this 1548-nucleotide messenger RNA. RefSeq lists its product as uncharacterized. Gene Ontology annotation, biological process: transmembrane transport. The transcript has a single exon. Gene Ontology annotation, molecular function: transmembrane transporter activity. The record is from RefSeq and is a predicted model, not a curated record. Lineage: Eukaryota; Fungi; Ascomycota; Eurotiomycetes; Eurotiales; Aspergillaceae. The coding region runs from base 1 to 1548 and encodes 515 amino acids.
AUGGAUUCAUCGGGCUUAUUUCCCGCAAAAGGGUCUAAACAGGACCAAGGUGUCCAGGUCAAUCUUGUUGCAGUGCCCGACGGCGCCUCCACGCCAGGAACUGCCUCUCCACCGAGCGAGCCAGAGUCAAAAUUCGACCUAGUCACCUGGAAUGGCCCUAACGACCCCGAAAACCCGCAGAAUUGGCCACCGCAUAAGAAACUGCUUCGAUCCUUCGCACCAUUAGCCGUCAUAUUCUCCAUCUCAUUCUGCUCGAGUAUCUUCGGGUCUGCCACCAGCGUCACAGCUCAGCAAUAUGGCGUAUCGGAGGAAGUAAUGAGUCUAGGCGUUGCACUUUUCAUGGCUGGAUAUGCAGUCGGUCCACUUAUAUUCGCACCUAUGGCGGAGGUAGUAGGUAACUUGCCCGUCAUGGUGGUUGCUUUAGCCGGGUGUGGGAUCUUCCAGAUCCCACUUGCAUUAGCCCGCAACGUCACCACGAUCCUAGUAUCUCGAUUUCUGGCAGGAAUGCUAGGGAGUGGCGGUCUCGCCGUUGGAUCGGGAUUAUUGGCCGAUAUCUUCGGCCCGAUCACGCGGGGCAUUGCUGUCGGGACAUCCGCUUCAAUCAUGAACCUGGGUUCAACCAUCAGUCCAAUUGUCGGAGCAUACAUCGUCGACAGAUACAACUGGCGCUGGACCGCAUGGACAUCUUUGAUCCUCUGCGGGGUGGUCGGACUCCUUUGCAUCGCACUAUUGCGAGAAUCCUCGCACAAUCGCCUCCUCAUGCGUCGGGCAGCCCACCUGCGCCGCGAAACAGGUAAUCCGAACUACCGAGCGCGAGCGGAAAUGGCCUCCCUAAACCCGCAAGUACUGCUUCGAAAAUACUGCACGAAGCCCAUUCGCAUGUUCUGCCAAGAGCCCAUUCUCAUCGUGAUGACAACUUAUCUGACCCUAGUCUACGGCACGCUGUACCUCUCGUACCAGCUAUUCCCACGGGCAUUUCGAAUACGUGGUUGGAGCGUGCCUACUGCCACUCUCCCAUUUGCCGCUGUUGGCUUGGGCGUGUUGUCUGCUUUGGGGGUUUUCUCUCUCUUCACAAUGACCUGGUACAAGAGGCAAUGGGUACGUGCACAAAAGGCAGCGGUAGACGACGUCCCAGCCCGCGUGCCUCCUGAAGAUAGACUACCGCCGAUGAUAUUGGGUGCAGUAUUGCUUCCGCCGAGUCUGCUUUGGUUUGGCUGGAGUGGGGAUACGCAUUGGGUUGCGCAGGUGAUUGCCUGCUUCUUCAUCGGACUGUCUCUACAGCUCAUUUUUAUCACGGGUAUCGCGUAUAUUGUUGAUGUUUACCUGUUGAACACGGUGUCGGCUAUUAGUAUUCAUGUGAUGGUACGAAGCCUUGUGUCUGCGUCCUUUCCAUUAUUUGAAGGCCCGAUGUAUGAGACACUGCACAUCAACUGGUCGGCUACACUGCUGGCUUGUCUAUCCGCAUGCAUCAUGGCAUCGCCGAUCAUUUUUAGAAUCCAUGGAGCUCGGAUCCGGAGCUGGAGUCGGUUUUCAGUGGGCGGGAUUUAG